Molecule: messenger RNA, 2288 nt
Organism: Aureobasidium pullulans EXF-150
Lineage: Eukaryota; Fungi; Ascomycota; Dothideomycetes; Dothideales; Saccotheciaceae
Product: cytochrome P450
Exons: 4
Coding region: 228-1964 (578 amino acids)
Molecular function (GO): monooxygenase activity; iron ion binding; oxidoreductase activity, acting on paired donors, with incorporation or reduction of molecular oxygen
Source: RefSeq, a predicted model, not a curated record
CCGCCACACCGGUCUGUAAAGACAGUCGACGCAAUCCCCUUCCGCUGUCACUUGCAUCAUGCCCAUCUCUCACGUCAGCUCGUUCUCCAUGAAACCUUCCUUGUCUAGCAGCAACUCCUGUGACCCAGUCCGCAAUGACAGACGUAUAAAAUGCUAGGACAAUCCAUGUCUGCCUCGAUCGUCUUGCUCGACUUCCUGCUCUCAAUAUCGUCAUUUCCGUAUCUGUCAUGUCGCUUCUCUCCUUCUCACCAAGCGUGCUAGCGCUCGCUGCCUUUUGCUUGACUCUGAUUUAUGUCAUCUAUCGCGCUGCCUUGCCCCGUCCUAUUCCAGGUAUACCAUAUAACAAGGACGCCGCAAAGCAUAUCAUGGGCGAUGUCCCCGAGUUCCUGAAAUACGUCAAAGACAAUCAGGGUGAAGCUUUGAACUGGUGGCAUCGACAGAUCGAAAAACAUGACUCUCCAAUCAUCCAGCUGUUCUUACGUCCUUUCGCUUCUCCACUCGUCAUUGUGGCCGACUUCCGCGAGGCACAAGAUGUCCUGCUUCGCAGGCACAAGGACUUUGACCGUAGCGACGCCUUCGAGGAUAUAUUCAGUGGUACCCUUCCGUAUCAUCACAUUGGCCAGAAAACGACCGACAAGAUCAAGGCUCAGAAACGUCUUCUAUCCGCUACUAUGAUGCCGCCCUUCUUGAACGAGGUUGCCACUCCUCGUAUCCUUGAAGCAACUAUGGACCUCGUACGGCUGUGGAAUCUAAAAGCGGACCUUGCCGAGAGUCACCCCUUUGAAGCUCACGAAGACAUUGCGCACACCACUCUCGAUGCUAUCUGGGUGGUCGCACUAGGUUCGUCAGCCAAAACAAUCGACAGCCAGGCGAAUAUGUUGGAGACAGUGUCGAAACUGGAUCUUCCACAGAACAGGGACGAGUCCGUUGAGUUUCCGCAAGCGCCCCAUCCUCCGGCGUUUGAUGCCAUAUUGACAUUGACAAACUCUAUGGAACCUUUGAUCUCCCACCCGUUCCCGAAAACAUAUCAUUGGUUCUUGCGACAGGGUAAGUCAUACAAAAAUGCCAAGCGAUACAAAGAUCAGGAGAUAGAAACCAUGAUGAAGGAAGCGCUGGAUAAAUUCUCCGGCCAGCGGGUCGAUGCUCUUGAAACACAAGGUAAAGAUCGAUCGGCUAUUGACCAUAUGAUUCGACGUGAACUUCUGCUGUCUAAAAAGGAAGACAGAGAACCUCAGUUCAAUACUCGCGAGGCAAAAGACGAAAUCUUUGGGUUCCUCAUUGCAGGCUACGAGACCACGUCAACCACCGUCUCGUGGGGAGUGAAGCUUAUAAGUGACAACCAACAAUCGCAGUCCAGACUGCGCGAAGUCCUACGUUCAACAUAUGCUGAUGCAAGUGCGGAGAGAAGACAACCCACCGCAAAAGAAAUCGCAACACUGCAUCACCCUUUCAUCGACGCCAUGCUAGAAGAAAUAUUGCGUUGCGGCCAGACUGCUGCUGUAUUGAGCCGCAUUGCAACAGCUGAUACUGAGAUUUUUGGCAUCCACAUUCCCAAGGGUGUCGAUGUGAACUUCUUGUCUUAUGCUGGCUAUGUUGCACCACCUGUCGGCACCGUGGAAGAACAUAAACGCAGUGCCAGCAGCCAGGCAUCUAAGGACAAGACCGGUGUUUGGGACAAUAAUGACAUCAGCGUAUUCAAACCAGAGCGCUGGCUGAGAACAGAUGAAAAAGGCGAGGUGGAGUUCGUGAAGAACGCAGGUCCAACCCUUCAAUUUGGCGCUGGAGUGCGCGGUUGCUUUGGACGGAAAUUAGCGUACAUCGAGCUUCGUAUGCUAGUCGUGUUCAUCGUUUGGAACUUUGAGCUGCUUCAAGUGCCCGAGGAGUUAGGGACUUACCGAGCGGUGGACAGAAUCACUCACCAGCCCCAAAAAUGUUACCUUCGUUUGAAGAAGGCAGGUUGGUAGAGACUAAGAUCAUCAAAGGUCUUGGCAGCCAUCUUUGAGAGAGAUAGAGAAAUAUCCAGCGUUCGAUGACUCAGACGAGCUCAAUUCUGUUACCUAUAACAGCCAUGACCACACUCUCAAAUUUAUUCUCUCCCUUUCUCGUCCCACGCUUCGCACACUCCAAGAUUUGAGUUUCACAACCGACAUCGACUCCCAACAAUAUAUUCAUCAAACAUGGCUUCGAACCUUAUGUCGCUGCCUCUCGAGGUCAAGGAUCAAAUCUACGGCUAUGUUCUCUCAGACGAUCACGACAUCUUCGCCCACGGCGUCCCAGCACUCCUAAAA